AUGGAGUUCCCUCGCGUCUUGAUAGAGAGCGGUGCCCUUAAUGUGAUACAACAGCUAGAGCACCAUCACUCCGACAGAUCUGUACUGAGUUUGCACCUAUCCGAAGCUCGACGGUUGCUUGAUUCUCAUUCCCACGUCUCUGUUUGUUACACUCGUCGAGAAGCUAAUGGAGCGCAUGCUUUAGCAAAUUUUGUGUCCAGUACCGCCCAACCUUCAUCUUUUGAGCCUGAGGUUCUCCCAUGCAUUGCUGCUAUUAGGUUUACCAAAUCUUUGCUGGCGGAACGUGAUGAGAUUCUAAGAUUGUUCAAGCGUUGCAAUGUCAACAAAGACGGAAAGCUUAGCAAAGAGGAAGUGAAAGCCGGUUUUCAAAGUCUUCAAUCACGUUUCCCCGGUUUUAGAACUCAACGUACGUUUAAGGUGGCUGACAAAAACGGCGAUGGCUUCAUCAGCCUCUAA
Messenger RNA from Hibiscus syriacus, 456 nucleotides. Its product is annotated as probable calcium-binding protein CML15. Gene Ontology annotation, molecular function: calcium ion binding; nucleic acid binding; RNA-DNA hybrid ribonuclease activity. The record is from RefSeq and is a predicted model, not a curated record. The transcript has 2 exons. The coding region runs from base 1 to 456 and encodes 151 amino acids. NCBI's taxonomy places the organism in Eukaryota, Viridiplantae, Streptophyta, Magnoliopsida, Malvales, Malvaceae.